This is a messenger RNA of Episyrphus balteatus (marmalade hoverfly), 2242 nucleotides long. RefSeq names its product dual oxidase maturation factor 1 (gene mol). Gene Ontology annotation, cellular component: endoplasmic reticulum membrane. The coding region runs from base 458 to 1756 and encodes 432 amino acids. NCBI's taxonomy places the organism in Eukaryota, Metazoa, Arthropoda, Insecta, Diptera, Syrphidae. The record is from RefSeq and is a predicted model, not a curated record. The transcript has 8 exons. Gene Ontology annotation, biological process: protein transport.
UCCAAAUUUAGUUAAGAAAAAGCAACCGAAAGCAUAGGACGUGUGUAUAUUUUGUUAAAAUCGGACGGGCGCGUGUGUAUUCCCACAAAAUACUACAACAAAAAAAUCUUAAAUAAAAAAUAUCCGCGAUCAUAAUUUUGAUUGCGAUUGAAGAAAUAAAAAAAAAAAAUGUGCCAAAAUGUUUAUUAAAUAAACAAAUAUACGUGCCAGUAAAAUAAAUUACACACAAAAUAGUGAGUGAAGAAAAUAAAAAUUAGAAAUCGGAAAAUUGUAUUUACAAAAUCGUUACAAAUGGUUUGAGUUUAACGACAAAAAAAAAGUUAUCGACGAUAAAUUUUUGAAUUAAGUGGAUAAGGACGAACUAGGAGGAACGAGUGAAGGAGAUUUUAGCAGCUCUUUCACGAAUUUGGAUUUAAUUCGUUUUUUAAAUUUUGACAAGUUUGAGCUCAACAAUCCUAUGAUGAAGGGUUGGUUCGACGCAUUUCGAGACGACGGUGGACCCACCUUAUAUUCAUUUUCAAAUCGGACGCCGGUCACUGGAGAUGUAUCAAUUGUAGCUGUAUCAGUCUUAUUUGCAACAUUUUACGUUGCCUUCUUAGUUAUAUUUCCAGGUGUAAGAAAACAGAAAUUCACAACAUUUUCGACCGUGACAUUAAGUUUAUUUGUCGGACUAGUCAUAUUAAUAACAAGACUCGGUUCAGCAUGGCAUGUAGCGAAUACAACAAUCAUCGCACCAUAUAAGGCGUUUUCACGUGAAAAAUUGCCAGCACGAAUCGGGACGCAUAUAGGAUUAAUGCAUGUUAAUGUCACAUUGGCAGCCAUUCCAGUUGGCAACUGGACUCCACCCGACAUUGAUUACAAUGAACGUUUCACCUGGGAAGGUGCCACCGACAUGAGCACCAAUUAUCGUGAUGCUCUACAACGAGGCUUGCCAUAUCCAAUUUUGACAGUUGCUGAAUACUUCAGUUUAGGCCGAGAGGGUUUCUCUUGGGGCGGACAAUACCGUGCCGCUGGAUACUUUGCCAGCAUUCUCCUCUGGACCUCAUUAGCUUCAUGGUUACUGAUGAAUUUGCUGCUAAUUGCUGUUCCUCGAUAUGGAGCCUAUAUGAAGGCAUUGACGGGACUAUUACUAGUCAUCACCAAUAUUGGUUACUAUUGUCUAUUGCCAGAUAGACCAUUGACAAUCUACCUUGAAGGUGGUAAACUUGAAUUCCAUCUAGGGUGGUGUUAUUGGCUGUUGUUAGUUGCAGGUAUUCUCUGCUUUGUAGCUGGGGUGCUCAUCUCUAUUAUUGAUCUAGUGUGGCCACACACUUUUUCGACAGUCUUAGAAGUCUAUUAUGGCACGCCUUAUGACAGGCAUGUGAUUCUGGAGGAGUCGAGUGAUGUUCGUUUUAGAAAACGCAUCAGCAAUAGAGGUCUUGAAGAUCCUCCAGGUUUGGGAUCUCGAAUUUUGAGAAGACUUUCGUCGAAAGCACGAGACUCAACGACGGGUUUUUCAAAUACCGCUGGAGUUUCGAGUGGAGUUGAAAAUAAGGGCUUCCAAGGUGAUGUACCGAAGAGUCCUUGGCGAUAUCCUUUUAGAAGGGCGCAGCAGCUACCACCGCAUCCUAUGAGUAUGCAACGUACCAUGUCACAAGACUCUGGGUCGAGUAUAGCCUCGGCAGCAGUACAGAUCUCACCAAUGCACAAACAGGCUUUAUCAAGAAUGUUACCUAAAAUCCCACAUGAACGACCAAGAGACAUUGAUCACUGGUGAUAAAAAGUAUCAAAAUUAAUUUGUAAUAUACAUCAAUUUUUUUUUUUUGACAAAAAUAAUGAAAAACUGUUUGGAUUUUAAUCUCCAAAUAAAUUAGUAUGACCAGCGAGAUAUUUUCAAACAGUUUUUCAAAUUUUGAUUUUAAGACAAAAUAAAAAACAAAAUCACAUACCUGACAAACAAAUUAUACGAAAAGAAAGAAGAAAAUUUAAUUUUAAGUAAAUUAUUUUAUUAUUUUUAACAAAUUGGACUAAAAACUUGACAAAAAAUUAAAGAAGAAAAAAAAAAAACAAAAACUCAACGAAACUCUCCAUACUAGAAUUAGACAAACAAAAAAUUAUUACUUAUAUAUAUUAUUUGUGUGUAAACUAAGUGAUGAUGUUGUGAUAAUGCUUACAAUUUAAAUAAAUAAAAAAAAAUUAAUAUUUAGUUUUAAGUAAAAACAAAACAAAAAAGUAUUUAAGCUUGACGAAAAAAAAAAAAUAA